Molecule: messenger RNA, 2105 nt
Organism: Bolinopsis microptera
Lineage: Eukaryota; Metazoa; Ctenophora; Tentaculata; Lobata; Bolinopsidae
Product: carbohydrate sulfotransferase 3-like
Exons: 10
Coding region: 142-1893 (583 amino acids)
Biological process (GO): sulfur compound metabolic process; N-acetylglucosamine metabolic process
Molecular function (GO): N-acetylglucosamine 6-O-sulfotransferase activity
Source: RefSeq, a predicted model, not a curated record
AGGUAAUAUGUCACAGUUGUCACGAUAUCAGAUACGACCAUGUAAAGUUUGAAGACUAUUCAACACAGUUAUCUCGUAUUAAAUCUUGGGAAGAGUUCAGCACACCCAAACAGUGUUUUGUAAAGAGUUAACAGAAAUAAAAUGGCGAGAAUAAACGUGUCAACCCCAAGAACCGCCCUCCUACUUCUCAUACUUAUUGUAGGUUGUGGUCUGAUCCUGUCCCUGAUCCGGAUGAGUGAGAUGCCGACCACCGCUUAUUAUACCUCCACCAGACAACAUAUUGCACACGUCCUGGACGAAGCAGAAGCUGAACUCAACACUGACCCGCUUCGUGCAGACGAUGGUCCCACCAGAUUUCAGGAUGACUCUAUAAUGAAGAUGUACCAAGAGGAUGAGAGCAGAGGAGAACAUCAUCGCCCUGAAGUUUCCGGAUCAACUGUAGAGUCAGGAACUGAACAAGCCGCUGAACAGAGUACAGAACCACCUCCAACAGAAGAACAAAGUACAGAACCACCAACAACAGAAGAACAGAGUACAGAACCACCUCCAACAGAAGAACAAAGUUCAGAACCACCAACAACAGAAGAAGACAAUUCUGAACAAUCGGUAGAACCGAGCUCAGAGCAGACAACAGAAGAAGGAAAUUCUGAGGAACCUCAAUCAGAGGAGGAAAGUUCAGAACAAUACGUAGAAGAACAAAGUUCAGAACAAUCUGUCGAACAAGGGACUGAGCAAGAAACAGAAGAAAAAGUAACAGUAGAAGCAGGAUCAUCAGCCCUACCUUCCUCGUCUCCAGCACCAAGCUCAUCUGAAGCACCAAGCUCAUCUGAAGUACCAAGCUCAUCUGACAAACCCACAGAGCCUUCAAAUCCAGGGAUAGAAAUCGAAACAGAAACAAACAGGAAAAGUUCCCGUCCAGUACACGUCCUCCUGCUGACAGAGGGCCGGUCAGGCUCCACUUGGCUCAGCUCGUACUUCUGGCACCGGGAUGAAGCCUACUAUACAUUCGAGCCUCUCUAUCAGACUGGCCCCUGGAAAAGGAACAGCUGCUCUGAAACUGAGGAGAGGAAGAAGGAAUGCGAAGUGGAGAUACUGUCUAAGUUUUGGAAGUGCGACUUCCACUCCAGUGAUCUUACCGUUUUAGGACGGUACCCCACUUACCACCUAGACUGCAAACCUCACGAAGAACGAUGUAGUGUUCUAGGAAAGGAGAACAUGUGCAAUACUGCUACUCACAGAGUCGCUAAAACGAUAAGACUCUGGGAUCUUACUCAUAUAGAGGAGAUUGCGAAGGACACAGCACACUACGAUGUCAGGGUGAUACACCUUGUCCGGGACCCACGUCCUCUGCUUAAGUCACGGAGCAAACCUGGCUUUGGUAGUCUGGACGGAACACACAAAACUAACGACUUCUCGGAAGAGGUAUUGACUAUCGAGCAGAGUUUUGAAGAGCAAUGUGCUACAGUUUGUAAGAGAAUGUUAGAGACUUCUCAACUUGGGGACAAUCCUCCAGACUGGCUUAAAAACAGGUACGUGCGGAUAUCACAUGAGCAAAUGUCGCUGCACCCAGUGGAGACCGCUAAAAUGCUGUACAAGUUUACAGACCUCUCCUGGACUGCCGAGACUGAGGAUUACAUUUACAAAACUGCAACAGGUGGGAUAGGUAAAGGUGGUAUGUUUGGUAUCGCUAAAAUCUCAACCAAAGUGAUUAACCAGUGGAAGAUGAUGAAGGAGGAACAGAUAACUAAGAUAACUAACACGUGCUUUGAGACUCUUAAAUAUUUGGGAUAUGAAACGGACCUGGAAACGAUAAGACAAUGGAAGUUAGAUAAUGUAGAAUUGUUUACUGAUGAUGAAUUAGUUGAGUUAGAUGAUAAUAGUAAACUUCGGUAGUGCAUGAUUCAGUUUUAAUUGAUGUUAUGUUAUAAUAUUGAUGGGAAGUUAUUUAAUUUUUCAAAAUAUGUCAUCUUAUUUAAUGACGUUAUUUUUGAGUAAAGUUUUAAUUUAAGGGAAAUUUGCAAGACUUUUUAUUUGAUAAUUUGUUACCUAAGAAUUCAUUAAUAUAUUAUUUAUCGUAGAAUGCUACGAAUUUUUAACUGUUUGAC